Molecule: messenger RNA, 1338 nt
Organism: Cantharellus anzutake
Lineage: Eukaryota; Fungi; Basidiomycota; Agaricomycetes; Cantharellales; Hydnaceae
Product: guanine nucleotide binding protein beta subunit
Exons: 9
Coding region: 205-1146 (313 amino acids)
Biological process (GO): rescue of stalled cytosolic ribosome; positive regulation of protein phosphorylation
Cellular component (GO): cytosol; nucleus
Molecular function (GO): ribosome binding; protein kinase C binding; translation regulator activity
Source: RefSeq, a predicted model, not a curated record
AUCUCCUACUCGGGAGAAAGGCGGUAUACGCCAAAGACUGCAGCAGGCUGUUUCCAAUAAGUCGUAGUUCGAGAUAUUGAGAGUGGAUCACCAUUGUAGCAGUUAUCAUUAAUUCGAUUCCUACACCUUAUUGCUAAUCUAUAGGGUGGGUUCCAUUUCCCGCUCGUCACACUAAAGAAUACUGUACAGUUCUUUUAGCUCAACAUGGAAUCUCUUCGCUUUUUGGGCUCGUUGGAAGGUCAUGGCGGUUGGGUCACUGCAAUUGCUGCCUCAUCUGAAAACCCCGACAUCCUUCUCACUGCGUCCCGAGACAAAACUAUCAUUGUCUGGCACCUGACAAGGUCCGACUCGGAGUACGGACGCCCGAAAAAGAUUCUGACAGGACAUACACACUUCGUUUCUGACAUCGUCAUUUCGUCCGAUGGGCAGUUUGCUCUUUCAUCAUCCUGGGAUCGUACCCUCCGCCUGUGGGACCUAAAUACUGGCUUGACUACCCGUCACUUCAUUGGCCACACGGGUGACGUUCUCUCCGUCUCCUUCUCCGCUGACAACAGACAAAUCGUCAGUGGAAGCCGUGAUCGCACUAUCAAAUUAUGGAACACCUUAGGUGAAUGUAAAUUCGAUAUCAAGGAGGAAGGUCACACCGAGUGGGUCUCAUGUGUACGGUUCAGCCCCAACCAGAACAACCCCGUAAUCGUGUCUUGUGGGUGGGACAAGGUCGUCAAGGUUUGGGAACUCUCUCGGUGCAAGCUUCGCACCAACCACUAUGGCCACACUGGGUACAUUAAUACUAUCUCCGUUUCGCCUGAUGGCUCCCUCGCUGCCUCUGGUGGCAAGGACGGCAUUACAAUGCUUUGGGAUCUGAAUGAUGGGAAGCACCUGUACUCGCUAGAGGCUGGUGAUACCGUGAAUGCUUUGGUAUUCAGUCCCAACCGAUACUGGCUUUGUGCUGCUACUUCCAGCUGCAUCAAGAUUUUCGAUCUCGAGAGCAAGUCGAUUGUUGAUGAGCUCAAGCCUGACUACCUUGAGGUUGGCCCUAACACGAGGGAGCCUGAAUGUAUUUCGCUCGCUUGGUCGACAGAUGGACAGACUUUGUUCGGUGGCUUCACUGACCACUAUGUCCGUGUCUGGGCCGUCAGCGCAUGAGAGUCGUAGGUAGACGCCCUGGGAGUGGUCUUGUAUUCGCUUGCGACUAUAUGAUUUUAGUUCAUCGUUUGCGCACUGGUUGUCAUUCAUUUCAAUAAUGCGGGUCACCAGCAGUGUCACUCGUGAAAGGUUAUCAUUAACUAUCCUCAUAAUAUGACCUGCGUAAAUGCCUGUACUUCUUCAGCCGAUAAA